CUUGGAGUCAUCCAUGACCGCCGGCGAAUGUCCACGCCAUGGCUGGAAGGAGGAUCAACUCUGUGAGCGUCCCCGCGAGGGCGAUGGUGAGGCCUCCAUCGUGGUCGAUUGUUUAGCGCACAAGCUUCGGGGAUCGGUCAAGGUCUUGGCCUUCAGGGAGCUUCCGCAGUUUGCCAUGGAGCGCGUGCAAGUGGAGUCUGCGGAAGAUCUUUGGCCCUUGAUUACUGGGACUCGGGAGCUUUAUUUGAAGGGCCUUGACAUGGAUGAGAUGCACAGUUCCCUGGUGGCAAGGGAGCGCGGCUGCGUGGCGGCCUGGCUGCAGACGAAGUUGCAGCCGCAAUUUGCUUGCCCAAUUGAAGUCACCAGCGAGAGUGCCUCGCAUCAUGGUAAGGUGCUGGCACGAUUUGCGGGAGCAGAGGAGCCGGCUAAGACCUGGCAACGCUUCUACAGCACCUUUCAUAUUGAUCACAAACAAAAUACCGCUUCAAUUGAGGAGGGGGUUCAAGUGAAUGUGUGGUUGAACCUUGCCGAGGAACCGAUUUCAGAUUUCAACUUGGGUUUUCUUGCAAGGGAUGGGCGUAUGGUUGCUGGGCAGGAUUUGCCAAGGUUAAGCUUGGAGGACAUGAACGAUGUCAGCGUUCGGUACCAACCAAAUCUGAGAGGAGAUCAAGCGCUGAUCUUCCAAUCAACCGGUGCUGACGCAGUGGUUCAUGGCUGCUUUCGCUUCCAAAAUGCAGAACAAGUGACCCACUCUCCGCGGUUUUCCCUGGAGUUUCGUGUGCUCCUCCGGGCUUCGGCAGACGGGUAGGCUUUGUCGCUAAAUCCCACAGCUUAGAGAUGGACAGAGAUGUCUGGUGGAAGACGUGACAUGUCAAAGCUCCGGCCAGCCUUGAGAUGAGCUGGGUAGCCAUCCUGAGGUCAUGUCUGCUGUGUGGCAUUUUGGGCCGCCAACUUCGUGUUUUUGACCAGCGAGAGUCAGACAAAUUUAGCUUGAGGAAGUGGAGAAGGACAUGAGAAGACCUGAAAACGACCUGAUGACGCAUGCGGCCGCGGCGACAGCUUACGAUCCGCAUGGUUGAAGCUCCCAGAAGAUCCACACGGAUCUUCCUCCAUGACGAUCCCUCAAGACCGAGUGACAAGGCGAGGCCUUCCAAGGUCAGGCGGUGCUUGUGCUGGGC
Messenger RNA from Durusdinium trenchii, 1178 nucleotides. NCBI's taxonomy places the organism in Eukaryota, Dinophyceae, Suessiales, Symbiodiniaceae. The record is from the annotation of a GenBank genome assembly.